UCAUCACUUCUCUCGAGUCUCGGCUCCGAUUGCGCCAGAGCGGCCACGUCCCUCACGUCUACUCAUUUGGGCGAAAUUGCCCGCCUUUUGGCUCAAUCGCUCGCUAUUUACUUAUUUACCUAUUUUCCUAUUUUCCUAGGUAGCCGAAAGGGUAUAAUUGUUUGGAUUGCGUGAAUUGAUCUGUCGUCAUAUCAUCCGCAACCAUUAUAUCGUAUCACGCCGAAUCGCACAAUCGGGUACAGAAGACGAGACGUAAACGAGACAUAACGCGCCGUUCCUAAUUAUUCCCUUUGAAUCUCCAAGCCACUCGACUACCUUAACUUUACCUUCCUUUCUUCAGCAGUUCCGGGAGAGGGAUAUACAUAUCUCUAUACCCUCCCUAUUGAUCUUGACGAUGCAUUACGCUUAUCCUCCUCGAAAAAGUUCGAACCCACCACCUUACCUACCUCGUUCCACCCGAAUACCGAGAAUAAGGAGGAGUCAACUUAAGCCGAUCGCUUUCUUUGCCCUAAUAAUUAUCGGGUUGAUAUGGGUAUUUUCCGGUGGCUCGAAACACGCAGGGCAUCGCAAGAUAUCCGGCAAGCCUCCAGUUGUGCUGGUAACCGUGUUCGAUGAUAAGAUUGACAACUCAGUGUAUAUCAAUAAUAUUAAGGAAAAUAGAAUGCAAUAUGCGGAGAAACAUGGGUAUGGUACACUACUCGCCAAAGCGAGCGACUACAACCUCAUGGGAUCCCCUGCGUCUUGGGCAAAGGUUGUAGCAAUGCGCCAUGCGAUGACCAAAUACCCCGAUUGUAAAUACAUGUGGUUUCUCGAUCAGAACGCGCUUAUUAUGAAUCCGCAUCUGAAGGUGGAAGACUACGUCAUGGGCGCCAGCAAACUCGAAACCACCAUGCUUAAGGAUAUUCCUGUUGUCCCCCCAGACAGCAUUAUCAAGACAUUUUCCCACCUGAAAGGAAAUGAUGUCGAGUUCGUUCUUACGCAGGAUAAAGAAGGCCUGUCUUCGACCAGUUUCGUGAUCAAAAACGGCGAGUGGGCCAAAUUCUUCCUCGACACUUGGUUUGACCCGUUAUAUCGAAGCUACAACUUCCAAAAGGCGGAAACACAUGCCUUGGAACAUAUCGUCCAAUGGCAUCCAACGAUUUUGUCAAAGUUGGUCAUUGUUCCUCAGCAUAUAAUAAACGCCUACAACAAUAACGGUCACGGGGAGCAGUACAAGGAUGGCGAUAUCGCAGUCGUAUUCGCCCACUGUUCUAAUGUCGGAGAUCAUAGCUGUGCUAAAGAGGCGGAACGCUUUUCCCAGCAAUGGCGGACGUCAUUUUCCAGGGCAUGAGAGAACACGCGAUGAUGUAUUGACGAAAAUCAAACGUUUCGAUGCAGGUACCAAACCCGACGCCGCGACGAUCGAAGGGGAGAGUAGCGGCAUACAUGUUGUUU
Daldinia caldariorum is the source of this 1434-nucleotide messenger RNA. RefSeq names its product glycosyltransferase family 34 protein. NCBI's taxonomy places the organism in Eukaryota, Fungi, Ascomycota, Sordariomycetes, Xylariales, Hypoxylaceae. Gene Ontology annotation, cellular component: mannan polymerase complex; Golgi membrane. The transcript has 3 exons. The coding region runs from base 395 to 1330 and encodes 311 amino acids. Gene Ontology annotation, molecular function: alpha-1,6-mannosyltransferase activity. The record is from RefSeq and is a predicted model, not a curated record. Gene Ontology annotation, biological process: protein N-linked glycosylation.